Pteronotus mesoamericanus is the source of this 5549-nucleotide messenger RNA. RefSeq names its product NADH:ubiquinone oxidoreductase complex assembly factor 6 (gene NDUFAF6). The record is from RefSeq and is a predicted model, not a curated record. The coding region runs from base 15 to 1016 and encodes 333 amino acids. Gene Ontology annotation, biological process: biosynthetic process; mitochondrial respiratory chain complex I assembly. Gene Ontology annotation, cellular component: mitochondrion. The transcript is spliced from 9 exons. Lineage: Eukaryota; Metazoa; Chordata; Mammalia; Chiroptera; Mormoopidae.
GUGACGUCUGUGUCAUGGCGGCCCCCACGUUGGGCUCGGCCUGGGGCCCGCUACGGCUAGGCGUACCUGGCUUGUGCCGCCGCCGAUCCCCCCGGGGCCUAUGGGGGCGCUCCCGGCGGCUCCCGGGGUCUGCGGGUUCUGGGCGGAGCGUGGCUGCAGCCAGCGGAUCGGGCGUCUCGGGGACUGACCGUUACUGCAUGGAACUGCUGCGGAAACGAGAUUAUGAAGGCUAUUUGUGCUCCUUGCUGCUUCCUGCAGAAUCCAGAAGCUCUGCUUUUGCACUGAGAGCCUUCAAUGUGGAACUCGCUCAGAUUAAGGAUUUGAUUUCUGAGAAAACAAUUGGACUGAUGCGAAUGCAGUUUUGGAAAAAAACUGUGGAUGAUAUAUACAGUGACAAUCCACCACAUCAGCCUGUGGCCAUUGAACUAUGGAAGGCUGUCAAAAGACAUAAUCUGACUAAGAGAUGGCUUAUGAAAAUCAUUGAUGAAAGAGAAAAAAAUUUGGAUGACAGAGCAUACCGUAAUAUCCAGGAACUGGAAACUUAUGCCGAAAACACACAGAGCUCUCUUCUUUAUUUAACACUAGAAAUAUUGGGUAUAAAGGAUCUUCAUGCAGACCAUGCUGCAAGUCACAUUGGAAAAGCACAAGGCAUUGUCACUUGCUUGAGAGCAACGCCGUAUCAUGGUAGCAGGAGAAGGGUGUUUCUUCCCAUGGAUAUUUGUAUGCUGCAUGGUGUUUCACAAGAGGAUUUUCUACGGAAGAAGCAAGAUAAAAAUGUAAGAGGUGUGAUAUAUGACAUUGCCAGCCAGGCACACUUGCACCUAAAGCAUGCUAGGUCCUUCCACAAAAGUGUUCCUGUGAAAGCAUUUCCUGCUUUUCUUCAGACGGUUGCUCUGGAGGACUAUUUAAAGAAAAUUCAACAAGUGGAUUUUGAUAUAUUCCACCCAUCUUUACAACAGAAGGAUACAUUACUUCCAUUAUCUUUGUAUAUUCGGUCAUGGAGAAGAAGAUAUUAAAAAUAAUUUCAUGGCACUGAUAUUAAUUUACUUUUAUUAGUUUUACAAAAUGUACUAAUUAGGGUUGAUUACAACAGCAGGUACUGUGUACUUAAGGAGAAAACAGAUUUAUUGGGUGGGUGUGAGUAGCUCACAGAAUUGAUAAAUUACUGUGGGGUUUGGGUGCCAGAACACUUUUGAGAUUCUUCCACGGACUCAGCCAUUGUCACCACCAACCCAGAGGGUGUCUGCCGUACCAUCCCUGUAAAGCUGCAGCCCGAGAGGGAACAUUGCUUUGGGGCUUAGGCUGCAGGCCACGCUUCCCCAGCAGGGGGCAGAGAGAAGAAAUGGCUCCUCCCUUACCCUUGGAGAAGGGGGAGGAGGGGCUCAGGUAGUGCUGGCUGUGCUUGGAGAGCCAGAACUCAGUGCCCCGCACAACUGCGAAAUGGGUUUAUUUAGGGGUCCUGGAAGGCAAAGUUAAUACUUGAGGAGUGUCAGUCACUACAUUGAGGGUUUUACAUCCCUAAUAUUUCAUCUUUACAACCCUGUGAAAAUUUAUACAUGAUAAAAUAACUUCUUUAUGGUAAAACAGUUGGCUGUCAAGAGUUGGAACCCUAAUUUGACUUUAUGUCUGGCUGACUUGGAGCUUUUACUGUUUUGAUAAGGCCACUGCCUCACUCUCUGUCAUUCCACAUUGUCGUGAUCAUGAACAAAAUUGUAAUUACAGAGUUCGUAUUAAUGUAAAUUACAUUAACAAAAUUUCUUUGAACAUUCAUUAAGGGAUGCUACUUUUUUAAAAGUAUACUGCUAGAGCUUCCCACUGAUAAGCCUUGGGCUAUACAUAUACUUUCAUUAAUGUUCUCAUUUGACCUUUAAAACUCUAUGAAAUAAAGAAUUUUUGGUAAUUGAAAAAUUUAAAUUAUAAAAUACACCCUAAUUGCAAAAACAGAGUUGUUCGCUUUACUGGUAAUGGCAAAUCUGGACUCUGAAUGAGUCUCUGACCCCAAGGCCAGGAUUAGGCCCCUGUUUUUCUUUUCCUGCCUUUUCCAGUGGUCUUGGCUCCUGCCCACUCAGGCCUCUGGGAUACUGUCCCACUCCCCCAUCUCUCUUAAGCUUUUGUUUUCAGCUGUGAAUUAGUGCCUCCUACAAUUGUGAAUGAGUGAUGGCUUAAAAUACUACUUCUUGUUUGUUUUGCAAAUGAGACUUAAACUGAGAGCUGCUUGUGGUAAGAAUACAUUUUUUUGUUCACCUUGGUAUCUCCAAACACCUAGAAUGGUUUCUGGUUUAGAGCAAGUAGAGAUUAAUAAAUGUAUAAUUGAAUGAAUGUGCAAUGUGUUUGUAUAUGUUAGUAUAUUCUUAGUUGAUUCUGAUGCUGAAAGAACGGCCUCUUGUUUAAUUCUGUGGCUUUAGUAAACCUUUUAGCUUAUCUGAAAAAGGCAAGUACAAGGAAAUGGGACACGUUUCCUCUUGGGAUUCUGAAUGGUCCAGGGUUGAAGAGUUCAUUAGAGAUAGUCUUUGUUAGCAUUGUCUGUGGGUCUUCCUAGGUUAAAUCUGGCAGCAAUCAGCUGCUAAGCAUCUUGGUUCUUGUCUAAGGACCUUAAAAAGAAGGGUUUAAAUUCUCUUUUGGAUUACUGGGUUCUUUACAGGCUCAGAAGCCAGUUUACUAUUAAGUAAAUAAUUUCAAAAUACUUUCUAAGCCAUUUUAAAUUUGAUGUUUAGAGAUUUGGAUGAACUAAAGUUUUCAGUCUCCUAGAGAUUAAGAUGUGAUCUUAUUCAGAAACACUUACUGUACUGUUCUCUUGCUGGCAUAAAAGAUACUCCUUUAGAUGGUGCCAACAUUCUUUUUCAUUUUUCACAUCUCUGGGCCUUUUAUUAGAGCAUUUUUAAAGGAAUCAGAUACAUUUUUAGAACAUUUAAAAUGUGUGUGAAUACCGAAUAUAUGCAGAGUAAUAGAUAAGAAAUGUUAAGUACAAAUUACAGAUUAAUCUGAAUACAGGUUACAUUGCACAUUAUUACAAAAUAUAUUUUUGUUAGUUCCCAGUCAGCCAGCAAUAGUUUUAAUCUCCUUUUGGUUAAAUCUCUCCUUUGGUUGAAAUUAGUGCUAACAUUUACUGAGCAUGAAUUUGCACAGGUGGUGUGCUCUGCACUCAUGCAUUAAUCUUCACAGCGAAGUAGGUCUUUAUUUUCCAAGUGAUAAAACUGCCUCAGAGAUGUUAAGCUAAGGUUACAGCUGUUAGAACUAGACCUGGAUGCCAAACUCACAUUACUUUAAUGCCAAAGCCCACAACCUAUGUAUUUUUACCAUUCUUGAGAUUGUAAAAUAAAUUGCCAACUUAAAAAGUUCAAGGGCACAACUUUUUUUCAGAAAAAUCUGCUACAUAAAUUUAAGGUACAAAUUAGGUUUUAAAAAGUACAGUUACUACAUAAAUUCCAUCUACAAAUUAGGUGAGAGAGAAAUAGGCAACGGAAGCGGGUAUUAAGUGCUGGUCACUGGGUGGUAUACUCACGAGGGGCACAGCACCACCUUGUAGGACAAAGGUUUCCCAGAGGAGAUGGAUAUGAGGAGGCUCAGGAAGGCUGGGUAGGAGCCAGGGUUUGGGGAGGGGUGUAAAUGUGGGGAGGUCCUUGCUGAGGGAGCGCCAGAGCCACAGGCAGAAUGGACAGCCUGUGUCAAGACUUAAUUUUUUGGCUCUAAAGUAAAAAGGACAGAAUGUAAUAAUGUUCAGAGUUCUUAGGAAAGUCUGUGAUUAUAAAGUGGCCACAUCCCCUGGUCUAGUGAAACAUUUUGAAUUAAGAUAAAUACUUGGGUGUUUAUAUUUUGCCUGUUUCAGCAAAUCUCUAGGUGCCUUUGGGUUUGUUUUAGCUCAUAAAUAGGAUGUCUCUGCACACACCUAAUCGAUUACCUUGUCCAGAAAGAUCCAGAGUUGUAAACAUGGUUAUUGAAAACAAAGCAUCUUUACUGAGCACAAAAACACAUGCACCCAGAACUGGGAAUUAAGUCAGAAGUGAGUUGGAGGAAGGGGAGAGGAGUUCGGGGAGCGACUGCGAGACUAUGUUAAAUAACUUGGACACCACUCUACCUGCUUUUUCCUAUAAUGAACAUAUAUUUCGAGGGUAACUGGAAAGUUAAUUUCUUAAAAAUUGGGACCCUUCCAAGAAUGGACAUGAAUUUACCCAUCAAAUCUGUAUGUACCGGAUAAGAAAAUUUGUUGAAAAACCAUGAAUGGUGUUUGGCACAAUAAAUUGUUAAGUAUGUAACUCAUUCCGUAGUAAAGUAUAGCCAUGUUUUCUCUCCCGAAUAGUAUUUCAACUGUUGGUUUAUAUGUUUGUCCCUCACUUAACCAAGUUCUUUGCAAGACCAUGUUUUUUAUUCUUUGUAUUUCCAGGUAGAUCCUAAAGCUGCUGCACAGUCUCUGUGGUCCGAAUGGACAUGCAGCGGUAGAAGGUGGAGGGGUGGGCUCCCAGGAGAUGUCAGUGGGAUUGGGCUGGUGAACUGCAAGUGUGUGUAAGAGAUGUGACGGUGUGAGCUAGUGGGUGUUCGCUUAGUUCAUCAUCUCACAGUAUAUGUAAGUCAAGACAUGCUGUGCUCCUUAAACUUGGCGCACUAUGUCAGUUAUAUCCCAAGAAAAUAAAGAAUGAAAAAAAAAGUUAUCAGGUAUGAUUGAAAAGCAGGGUGUGAGGAAGAAAAAGGGGGACUAAAAAAGUAAAUAAAUCAUAGACACAUGAAGAUGUUUGGAUUUUAAGGAUGGUGUGAAAUUUGAAAAUACCUCAAAAAUGUUCCAUGAUAUAUUUUGUGUAUAUAUGCUCAUGGAUAUUGUUUGCAUUUUUCUAGUGUAAUCAUACCUUUAAAUAGCAGUACCUUUUAAAUCAGGUAUGAGGCAGAAUGUCUUUUUUUCUUAUUUGAUAAGUCUGUGAGUUAAGUUUUUAUUGCCUUGUACAAAUACUGUUUUCAUUUGAGUCACCCUUUCUUAUUAACAGUCCUGCCUUGGUGGUGUGUUUUCCCUUUUAUUUUUAAUCACAAUCUUCCCAGCUGCUUAAUAUAUAGUAAUAGUCUGUGUGUUUAAAACACAGGCCUAUAGAUUGAAUUUUCUAGAGAGCAAGUUCAAGAGGUUUUUUAAAUCAUAAGAUCUCUCUUGUGGGUGCUUCAAAGAUUCUUUGGGAACUUAUCAUUAAUUAUUUGAGAAGCUAUUUCAUUAUAUUUUAUAUUUGUUUCUUAUUGCAGUGGUUUUAUCCUAUGUUAGUCUUCUAAGUUGACUAAUACGUUGUAAAAGUUCUCACUUAAGUUAACAUAAAGACACUUCCUCGACCCCUUUUUUGUAAGCUACUCCAUAUGGCUGUUAGGAGUAGAUCUGUGUGAAUCUAGGUUUGGUGGAAUUAUAAUAUACACUGAAGGAUUAUCUUUUUAAAUUAAAGUGUUUUAUUUUUUACAUAAGUAAUUUCCACGUGCUUGUUACAGAAAUAUUGGAGAAAAAUAAAUACAAAAAUGUAAAGGAACAGUAUUUUUUAUUGUAUUUUUUCCAUUACCAUUUAGUCCCCUUAUACCUCCCGCUCCGC